Molecule: messenger RNA, 1245 nt
Organism: Cicer arietinum (chickpea)
Lineage: Eukaryota; Viridiplantae; Streptophyta; Magnoliopsida; Fabales; Fabaceae
Biological process (GO): ceramide metabolic process
Cellular component (GO): membrane
Molecular function (GO): hydrolase activity, acting on carbon-nitrogen (but not peptide) bonds, in linear amides
Source: RefSeq, a predicted model, not a curated record
GCCUGAUGGCGACUGACACCGUCACGCCGACAACCGCCACCGUCACCGUCACCGUCACCGUCUUUCUGCUACAUGAUGCGUUUCGUGAGCUGUUUCCUUCAGUGAAUCAGUGUCUCUUCUUCCAUUCCCAUUCCCAUUCACUCUGCAAGCACAAUGAGAAAACACACUGCGCAAGCAUGUGUAGCUGCGGUUGUUUCAGUCUUUCUAUUGAUGAAGCUAAGUCCACCCAUUCCUCAACCUCAGAAGUACCAUGAUUUCGCUGACAAGCGAGAAUUCUUUGGCAUUCCCAAUGCACUUAAUGUGAUAUCAAAUUUCCCUUUCAUUAUUAUUGGUCUCAUCGGGCUUAUGCUUUGUCAUCAUAGGAACUAUUUUAAUUUCAGUUUGCAAGGUGAGCUAUGGGGUUGGACAUGCUUUUAUGCAGCUGUGACUUCAGUAGGUUUUGGGUCUUCAUAUUAUCAUCUUGGGCCAAAUGAUAAUGGCCUUGUGUGGGACAGGCUGCCGAUGUCUGUUGCUUUUGCCUCACUGAUGGCGAUCCUCAUCAUUGAAAGGAUUGAUGUGAAGAUAGGAACGAUUUCGAUUUUUCCUCUAAUUAUGGCUGCUAUGAUAAGCAGUGUGUAUUGGAGGCUCUUUGGUGACAUCCGUCCAUAUCUUCUGGUGCAAACUGUAUCAUGCAUGGCCAUACCUCUCAUGGCCCUUUUGUUGCCACCAAUGUACACACAUUCAACAUAUUGGCUAUGGGCUGCAGGAUUUUAUCCUCUAGCUAUGCUGCAAGAGACUGCCGAUAGAUUGAUUUACGCAGCGACUUUUCAUACUGUCAGUGGUCACACCCUUAAGCAUUUGUCUGCUGCAAUGGUUCCUCUCAUCUUAACAGUAAUGCUUGCAAAAAGGAGUGUUUACUUGGAGAGGCUCGCACAUGCAAAAUCGGCUUAAAAAACAGUAUUUCCUGGUCCGGACUUAGGUGAAAGAAGACAUUUGAUCUAUAGAGAUUAUAUGCUCAAACUUCUGUCCUUUAGUUGUACUGAAAAACAAAAGGAAGGAUCAUUUGUGAUACAGUAACAUUCACCAUAGUUAGCUUCUGGUUUGUACAGUGUUUAGCUUCUGGUUUGUACAGUUUUUUAUCUUCAAAUUAUAUCUAGUAUUAAAAGAGAGAAGAGAUAAAUCAAGUAUAUGAAGAAUGGAAUGGUGACACAUUGUGGCAGACACAAAAUAUUGUGAAAUUAAUAAAAGUCAUAUAGUUUUAUCAAA